Molecule: messenger RNA, 2427 nt
Organism: Owenia fusiformis
Lineage: Eukaryota; Metazoa; Annelida; Polychaeta; Sabellida; Oweniidae
Source: the annotation of a GenBank genome assembly
UAAGUACUGUGAACAUAACAUCUGAUCCAGAAGGAGAUACGAACCAGAGAACGUGAUGAAGAAAUAGAGAACGUGAUGACGUUAGAAUAGUCAUAAAUGCGAUUGGUAUCAUUAUGUCUACUUAGGGAACUUUAUACAUACAGACACACACAAAGAUAUUAAAAUCAAUGUUUUUGGUCGAUUGGUCAUACUUGAUCAAAGCUAAGCAAAUUGCGGAUCUAUAAGAAACAUAUUAGAUUUGGAGUUUAUUGAGUAAAUAACUGGACUCUAUCGAUAAUGUCAAAACUGGGCAAGUUCGCAAAGAGUGACUUUACAAAGUGUAAAAUAUGCCGACUCCUUUAUCGUAGCCCAAUCUCCCUGCCUUGUCUUCACAGCGCUUGUGAGAAAUGCUUCAAGAAACAGGCGACCAACAACAGCGGGGAAUAUAGCUUCACAUGCCCUCAAUGUAACGAAACUGCUAGCCUGAAAGACAUCAAAAGGGACGUUUUCGUGGGGAAUAUCACAGAGGUCGCCUACUGUAAUGUGAAUGAAAGCAGAACGUGUGGGCAUUGUAAAUACAGGGGCGGCAACAACAGGUGUGUUCAAUGUCGUAUGCACCUAUGUCAGGACUGCACGGAUGCCCAUCUGGAUAACGCCAAAACUCGCAAGCACAAGAUAUUCCCUUAUGCCGACAUCCGCGAGGGUUAUCACGAUAAAGACAUUCGAACCAAUCAACUUAUAGAAUGUGACAAGCACACCGACCAAUCAUUGGGCCAUUUCUGCGAGGACUGUACAACCAUUUUCUGUGCUGUUUGCCUGAAGGAGGACCAUGCCGACCAUCAAACGCUGACUAUAAAAGAAUCGAGCAAGUACGAGAAUAUCCUAAGACAACAACGUGAUUCAGUAAACGGCAGACUGACUAACCUCUCUAACUAUCGCCAAUACCUACAAGAUUACGCUGAUGAGAUUGAGACAAUGAAAGGCAACACUGUUAAUGACAUUGAAGCCCAGGCUGAUGCCUUAAAAGCGCUAAUUGACCGAAGAAAGGAGAAACUAAUCGAUGGUGUGAAUACGAUUUGUGAGAACGAGAAGAAAGGUCUUGCUUCUAAAAUUGACUCAUUUGAGAGUACAAUAUCAAGCAUUAAUGGCGUUGAUAGCUCCUUGGAAAUACUUUUCCAAUACGGCAGACCGGAAGAAAUACUAUCAAUAUAUAAAGACAUUAUGCUUCGUACAGAAUUCUUCAAAAAUGUCCAAAUGGAGGGUAUUGCCAGUAAGACACACGUGAAGCUUCAAAAGGGGAUCAUAAAACAAGAGGUCUUGGAAGAGAUGCUGGGAGAAGUGGAGGUCUUUCAGUCUUCCCAGGAUUCACUAGCUAUGACAGGGGAUCAGGGUAUUACGUUGGGGACCACCUACAAUGUCCAGCCAGAUCUCAUACUGGCAUUUGAUCCAAAAAUUGAUACCGAUGAAAAUGACCCAAUCCCUAUUGCGAUAGAUACAAAUAAACAUGGGGAGUUCGUCGUGCUAGAUAGCGCUAAUAAGAAGAUAAAGACUUUCAACCCGGAAGGUGAAUUUCUACAUGAGUUCACAACAACAGCCAAACAGCCUUAUGAUAUCACUGUACUCCCGAACGCCCAUAUUGCCGUUAGUGAUUUAGACUCUAACGACAAAAUCAAACUAUACUCGAGAGAGGGGGAAUACCAGCGAUCUAUAAAAGGCGAAUACCAAGGCCCUAAAGGAAUUGCUUGCACGACAGAUGGGCUCGUUGCAGUGGUUAAUAGCUCGGAGCAAGAAAUUACAACCCAUAGAGUAAAAGACGGAGAGGUCGUGACAACAAUAGAAGGGAAGGAUGACUUUGGAUUCGACAUUGUCCAGGAAGCAGACCGGUUAUGCAUAACAAAAACGAACAACCUUGUUUUGUUAGACAGACAAAAACCGCACGUCAAAGUCUACAGUAUGGAAGGAAAAUGUUUGAAUCAAUUUAACCAGAGCUCACAGAAAGUCCUCGGUCAGCCUGCUGGGAUAUGCGUCGACGGGGUUGGGUGUAUAUACAUAUCCGACCAUAAACACCAUCAGGUUGUGGAGCUCAGGCCAGAUGGUAGCUUUGUACGUGUGCUCCUUGACAAACACUCAGGUCUAUGGCAGCCCCUCGCUCUUACUGUUACAAAGGCGGGGCUUCUUGCUGUCACUCAACAGAUUGGUAGUGUCAGACUCUUCAAGUAUAAAUAAUUUGAACAUAACCUGUGGUAACAACCGACCACUGGUCCUAACGAUAACUGCAGUUAGUUUAAACAAAAUGGUUGACACUAUUUUACAUGAAUCUUUAUGACAACUAAUUCAUAAAGUUAAUCAUUAAACUGUAAAUGCCUAUGAAAUUGCUGAAAUAUCCCAAAAAUCGGGGAAUUGAAAAGAAAACAGCUUUUUCAAGUAAACAAUAAUAAAAAUCAACAU